UUAAAGGCAAUAAAAAGCGCUACGAGUCAUGAGGACGUCAGCGUUGGACUAUUGGUCGCUAUACUUACCGAUCCAUCCACUGCUCAGAGACACUACAGAGAUCUAACAUAUGUCACGAGAGAUGGUAUGACUUUUGUGAUCACUGUUUUAAAUCAAAUAGUUUUGGAUAAAUAUCUGAAACUUCACGACUCGUCCAGAAGUCAGUUAAUAUGGAUCCUCAAAGAAAUGAUCAAAACGUCAAUCCCUGGAGCGGAUGGUUUGGUCAUGAAUUUGUUGCGACAGAUAAUUGGUGGCGAUAUAUCGCCGAAGAACACAUGGCUUAUCGAGAAGUGUUUGGAUAUACUGGUGGAGUACAGGCAAUGGUUGGAACAGUUCCCGAUAUUAGUGGCCUCUGUUGUGUACACUUAUCUGCGAUUAAUCGGCGACCACUCGAACCCACUCUUAGUGAAACUCAAACAAAAAGAAGUGGAAUUUUGUUCUUCGCUUUUAAGGGAGAGAUUCGUUGAUUGCAUACCAAUUGGAAGGGAUUUAGUGAGACUUUUGCAAAAUGUCGCCCGAAUUCCAGAGUUUGACAAAAUAUGGAGAGAUUUGUUCACAAAUCCGACAGUUUUUGCGCCCACUUUCGGAGGAAUACAACAAUUAAUGAGAACACGAACUUCGCGACGAUUUUUUCAGUCCCGACUCACGCCAGAUAUGGAGCGAAAGAUAGUGUUUCUCACAUCUCAAGUGAAGUUCGGUCAACAAAAGCGAUAUCAGGAUUGGUUUCAACGACAAUACUUAGCGACGCCCGAGAGUCAGACACUACGGUGUGAUGUGAUUCGCUUCAUCUGCGGUGUAAUACAUCCGUCAAACGAGUUGUUGUGCUCAGACAUUAUCCCCCGUUGGGCUGUCAUCGGAUGGCUAUUAACCACGUGUACCUCAAACGUCGCCGCCUCUAACGCCAAACUCUCCCUUUUCUACGAUUGGCUCUUCUAUGACGCGGAACGCGACAACAUUAUGAACAUUGAACCCGCGAUUCUUGUUAUGUAUCACUCCAUUAGGUCACACCCGGCCAUCACAGCCACACUUUUAGACUUUCUAUGUAGA
This is a messenger RNA of Medioppia subpectinata, 1086 nucleotides long. The record is from the annotation of a GenBank genome assembly. Lineage: Eukaryota; Metazoa; Arthropoda; Arachnida; Sarcoptiformes; Oppiidae.